Messenger RNA from Penicillium canescens, 3105 nucleotides. RefSeq names its product nucleoporin Nup84/Nup107 family protein. Lineage: Eukaryota; Fungi; Ascomycota; Eurotiomycetes; Eurotiales; Aspergillaceae. Gene Ontology annotation, molecular function: structural constituent of nuclear pore. Gene Ontology annotation, biological process: mRNA export from nucleus; regulation of DNA-templated transcription; post-transcriptional tethering of RNA polymerase II gene DNA at nuclear periphery. The record is from RefSeq and is a predicted model, not a curated record. The transcript has 5 exons. The coding region runs from base 1 to 3105 and encodes 1034 amino acids. Gene Ontology annotation, cellular component: nuclear pore; nuclear pore outer ring.
AUGGCGCCCUUAACUCGUUCCGCUCGAACUGCUUCCUCGGGGGUAACCUGUUCUCACAGGCAAAAUGAGAUCAUCAGUGUUGAGGAGGAAGAGGACCAAAGCGAAUCCUUUGACGAGAAUGAAGGGUCAGGGGGUGAAGAACCAACAUCUGAAGAUCAGGACGAGGACAUGGAUGAAGACAUGGAUGGCGUGAAUGACGAGGAAUCGGAGACCGGCUCUGAGGAGUCAGAGCCUGAGCCUGCUCUGCAGUCUGUUUACGAAAUCCCGGGCAAGGGACAAGAUACCCCGCUGUUUACAGCCGCGGGCGCGCAGGAAGCACUGCAUCCCCUUCGCCGAACCGCCGACCGCGUCACUCGUCAAAUUGAAGCAUUCGCCGACAAGCUCGAUCAGUUCAAGCGCAAAAAUACCACCGACGAUUUCCAGAAUGUCCAGGCAGCUUAUAAACUGGUGGAGAGCUACCGCGAUCUUGCGAAAAACGCCAUCAAAGAAAUCCAGACACAGCAAAUCACAAACCGACACCGGGCGAGCUAUCGAGCAAGCGAUGUGAAAUCUCACGAGCAGAUCCAGCGAUUGCAACUCGAGGUUGAUACCUGGCGUCUUCUGCUUAACCUGAUCAGUAUCGAUGAUCCUGCCAGUCGGGCUAGCUUCAAGGAAGGCCGCCAGACAGCUUUCCAGAACCUCCACCGCUACUCAUCUGAUCGCGAGAUCUGGGAGGAGUUCUUGAACGCCGAUCAGUAUGGUCUCGAAUGUGUUGUUGCUAUGCGAUGGCUAGAGGAGACCUCCAAGAGCAGUACACAGGAUUUCGAUGAUUUGAUCGCGCAAAUGGAGGCGCGUUCGGAAAGGGGCCAGGGAUUAUGGUCGCACGGCUGGCUUUACACCAAGGAGGCGAUCAAGGGUCAUAAGCGACUACGCGCAUGGCCACAGCCUCUUGAGCCGAAUGACCCGGGCAUCGCGCGCUCGCUUUUGAGCACCGAGGAACAGAAGCCACUGGUCACACAACUCGAUCCCGAUGCUCUUACUCGACAGAAGCACGGUUUGGAAAAGCAGGAUGAGAUCUACGAACGCGCCACCUGGGUGACUUGUUGGAAGAUGCUGAGACAAGGCGAGAACUGGACGAAGAUUCGUGAAUGGGCAGAGGGCCGUUUAGAAGGAUGGAGGGCUGUCAGCUUGUGUGGUUCUAGCGUGGAUGAUAAUGCGCCCAAGACUCGGUUCCCAAUCGAUGAUGGUCACACGCGACUGAUGAAUAGUCGGGCGCACGAUUCAUGGCGCACCGCUUGCGCAGCCCUGACACGCAGCCCUAACACUGAUGACUUCCAGCGGGCAGUCUAUUCGCUACUUUCUGGCGAAACUGAUGCUGCCUCCAAUGUCUGCCGCAGCUGGGACGACCACCUCUACGUGUUCUUUAACAGUGUUGUGCUCCAACGCUACCGGGGAUUCUGCGCGCAAUUCCAGCGCAAACUCAGUCUCUCACCCAGCACCCCUGUAUCAUUCACACCGGAAGCGCCUGGUCAUGCCGACCUCCAGAAGUUCCUGGUCUACCUCAGAGGCGUUGAACGGAUCAGCGGCGAAGCGCGCAAUCCAUUCCGCAACAUCCAAGCCGCCAUUCUCAGCAAGGGUUACGACUCUUUCUUCCCGGCCCUCGCUCAAGCUGUCUCCCAGCUUAGUGCCGACAAAUAUGGCAAGGCAUCCAUUGUUCCGGAGCUUGCGCAUAGUCCUGUGGAUGAAUCAUUCCUCAUUGCUGCCGAUGACGAGGAGGCUCUCAGGAUCGCUACACAUACUUACAUUGUGGCCAGCUCGAUGACUUAUGCUCGCGCAGACACCCAUUUCUUUGAACAGGCGUCAGUGAUCAUUGCUGGAUACAUUGCCACCCUGGAAGAAAAGUGCCUAUUCGACCUCAUUCCACUUUACGUGUCUCUUCUUCCUACUGAGAUGGCCAAUAGUGUCUUCUCUAAGAUUCUUAUUGAGAUCAUCGACCCCGAAGAGAAAAUGCAGCAGAUCCGACUCAUGCGGAGAUAUGGAAUCGACGUUGAAGCCGUUCUUGAAGUUCAAUGGUCGUGGUUGAGCGCCGAUGUCCCCACAAUCCAUCAUUCCAGAGACGUCACUGGGUAUUCAAGAGUAGUGCGACGACCUGACGGUCUUCGAGCGCUGGUGUCACCAAAGACCGAUUUGAUUGGUACUUCUGUCGCCGAUGAAGACGAGAAGAUGAUCCGUAGUCUGGAGUGGUUCCGCGCCGUUGACGGUCAAUGGGACAAGAUUUGUGAGCUAGGCGCUUGGCUGUAUCGCAAAUUCUUCGUUGCUGAUAAGCUUGCCGCUGCUCGCGAGUUGAGCCUCCGUAUGCGAUUGUCUGAUAUCUCGAUUGAAAAGUUCGGCUCCGAUAUCAUUUCAAUUCCCCCACAAGAGAAUCCUGUUGAGGCGUCCACGCCAACCAGCCCGUCUAAGUCCAAGAGAAACAGCCUUCACAGGCGCAGCACCUUCAACUCUAGCAACUUUGGACUGGUGGCAGCAUGGUACCAAUGCCAGCGGAUGUCUGAUCUGGAGGUUUUGACCCUCGGAUUUGAUACAGUGGAACAGUUUGCUCAGAUUCACGAGCAGAUCUCCAAGACUAAACGUCGACGUGACUCGGGUGCCGUCACCGACAUGACCGAUGAAAUGCAUGAUUGUGUGACAGCAAUGGAGGACUAUUUGGGAGCAGUGGUCAGCGACGACUGGCUCGUCACAUCUACCGAUGCCGACGAAGAAAAAGACUACGAUAAAAUCCGAACUACCUACCUCCCAGAACUGGUCCUCGACUACCAUAACGCCAUGCACUACGCCAGCCACUGCCUUGAGAGACACGAGCUGCUGACCCAGUGUAUGAUCGUAUCGGUCUGGGUCGCAAAUUUCAAGCACCUGACCGACGCCUUCACCAAGUCCCGACGCAUGGCCGAGCUCGUUGAUGCACUGGCAUUAUCCAGUAAGGCGAUGGUCAAUCGGAACCUCGAGUUCCAGCUGUCCAAUAAAAAGAAGGACCACCACUUUGAAAAGGGCCAGGAAUUGAAGAUCUGGGACGUUGAGAUCCCCCAGAAAGAAGGUGAAACUCGGCUUCAUAAUCUCCCGGAGAUGUGA